Adineta ricciae is the source of this 1083-nucleotide messenger RNA. Lineage: Eukaryota; Metazoa; Rotifera; Eurotatoria; Adinetida; Adinetidae. The record is from the annotation of a GenBank genome assembly.
AUGAAUUGGUUGAUCUUUUUCGUAUUUCCUGUUACUCAAUCGUAUUUGUUCGGAUGUUAUUAUGAUUACAACCAGCCGUUAGUUCUACCUGAACAGUUGCCGGUUGAUACUUGUACGCAUGUCUUACUGAUUGGAGCAGUUCUUGUAAAAAAUCUAGGUGUGACUGUUGUUCAACACCCCUACAAUGGUUUCGAUGUCUUGCAAAGUAUGAGAGAUUAUCGUGUACGAAGCUCGAAUGGACUGAAAUUUGUUCCAUCAUUGCUUGGAGAUGAUGUCGAAUGGAAAAUUGCAUUAAAAGAUGCGGAAUCUCGCCGAAUAUUCAUCGCAGCUCUAAUCGACUUUGCUAAAUCACAAAAAAUUGAUGGAUUCGAUUUCGAUUGGGAAUAUCCAUGUGGAGAUUAUAAAUCAAUCUACACUGAUUUCAUUCAAGAACUUCGUACGACUGUUCUCAGAAUCUUCGGGAAGGAGUUUCUGCUUACAACUGCCGUUGGCGCAGGCAAAAAUACAAUAGAUGAUUGCUACGAAAUGGCCAAACUAGGUCAAUUGCUUGAUCUAAUUCAUCUAAUGACCUAUGAUUAUCACAGUAUUUACGAUAAACAAACCGGAUACAGUUCGCCUAUUUACUCAAAGAGUGUUGAGACAGGCGACGCCCGGUAUUUCAACACGGAAUGGAGUGCUGCUUAUCUUGUUGAACUAGGUGUACCACGGGAGAAGAUUCUCAUCGGACUCGAAGGGCUCGGCCAUACAUUUCAGUUGAUGGAUAGCACUAUCCAUGACUUUGCAGCACCAGUGGUAGGUACGGGUUACGGCGGAGGAUGGAUGACAUUUGUGGAGUUCUGCUUACUUAUUAAAUCUGCUGGCUCACAUUGGGAUGAUGAAGCGAAAGUGAACUAUACAUAUUAUAAGGAUCAAUGGACAAAUGUAGGUGAUGUACGAGCCGCUGCAGAAAAAGCACUCUUUGUCAAAGCAAAUGGUUACGGUGGUGCAUUUACUUUUGGCCUUCAUCUCGAUGAUCCAGCUGAUAUUUGUCAACAUGGUGAAACUUUCCCAAUUCAUCGUACAGUCGCUCGAUAUUUGCAAUAA